Messenger RNA from Archocentrus centrarchus (flier cichlid), 2959 nucleotides. RefSeq names its product coiled-coil domain containing 126 (gene ccdc126). Gene Ontology annotation, cellular component: membrane. The transcript has 3 exons. The coding region runs from base 515 to 994 and encodes 159 amino acids. The record is from RefSeq and is a predicted model, not a curated record. Lineage: Eukaryota; Metazoa; Chordata; Actinopteri; Cichliformes; Cichlidae.
GCCCCGGUUGCCAAACAACAACAAGCAUCAUUCAGUGUCAGCCACCGGUAGACGCUGGAGCCCAGUCGCCUCGUCAUUGCUUCUCUGCAACCUGUAAAUUUCCGCUUCAGUUCAACAUAGCUCCUCAGACAACACGGUGGGUUAAAAUUGUAGUCAGCCAUGUCUGCUGACCCCCUCCUCAAACACCCAAUCUACAUUGGUGAUUCGGUGUUACACAUCUUGCAACCCAAGCACCUUUCCAAACACUCCUGAGUGCUGAUGUCUGUGGCUACACGUCUUGGCUUAUUGCUGUUACUCGAAACUUGUUCUUCUAACCUCAUGAGGAGCAGGAUGUGUAGCAGACUUUGACAGCUUUGACCUCUCUGUGGAUAAGGACAGCAGAAAAGGAAAUUUCCCUGCAGGAACCAACACAUUGUCAGGCUGAUUGUUUAAAAGCUGGUAGCACCUCGUCGAAGUCAGGGCCUUCAGCCUCAGACCGGGCAUCCCUAGCCUCCUUCCCCUUCACCACAGUACCAUGCUGGCUGCACUUCUGCGGAGGAACAUGUCUCAGAAGCUGAGUUUGCUGCUCCUGGCAUUCGGCCUUGCAUGGGGACUUAUGCUCCUGCGCUACACUGUGCAGCAGCCUCGCCAUCAGAGCAGUGCUGAGUUGCGUGAGCAGAUACUGGAGUUAAGCCGGCGAUAUGUCAAAGUGCUGACAGAAGAGAACCAGAAUGCACCAGGUGGGCUGCAGGGAACCUCCAUGGCUGGUUAUGCUGACCUGAAGAGGACUAUAGCUGUGUUAUUGGAUGACAUUCUGACACGGCUCAUCAAACUGGAGGGGAAAAUUGAACUGGUGGUCAAUUCCUCCUCCAUAAACAGCUCCCACACAGCAGGGGGCCUACUUGCAUCUGCUCCUGCUGCUCUACAGAAAGCCGCGAAACGGGAGAAACCUGGAAGUCACCCAGGGAAAUCUCGCCUUCAUCCACACAUCCCUAAUAGGGCUCGACCACAUUAAAAAGGAUAGAUAUAUUGAUUUCUUUUUUUUUAAAUAAGCACACCAAGUUUUGCAUCAUUUAUGGCUGAUGGAACAACAUCAGAUUAAUGAAGAGCUACAGGGAUACUUACAGACGUUCAGAAGCUUAAGUUGUGGGAUGUGUUUCAGAAAUCUUCAUCAUCUUUAACUCAGAAGAAAGAGGACCUCUUUAGUCUCUGGCCAAUUGUAUGCUGACAUUUAUUUAUUUUGUUUUGUACCGAGACUUUCAGCGCAACUUUUUGUUUUGUAUUUCCAUUGCUGAAAUUAUUUUGCUUAAUUUUUUUUUUUUUUCAAAUUUAAUAUUUGAAUCAUGUGACUGUUAAGCAUACGCAAAAGUGUUUCUGAAUUCCAAAUGCGUAAUCAUAAAACCAGCUUAAAAUGCUCUCCCAUCACCAACAGUUUCACAAUACUACUUCAAACAUAUCAGAAUGCUGUACACGUAUGAUAGCUAACAAUACACUUUCAGUUUUUAGCUGCCACAGUUGCUAAAUACUAAAGAACUUGAAGAAGAUUCUUUUUUUUUUUUUUUAGUUUAAUGCUAAUAAAGGUUUUAAGGCUAAAUGAACUACGUAGUUUGCUCGUAACAAAUAAUCCAAAGAAUAUUAUUUGCACUCCAUAUGAAGGCAAUAUAAAUGUCUUAUGUGCCGUUUAGUGAGGUGUAUGGAGAAUAUGAUCAGGCGAUGCCUAUUUGCCACUGUGAAUGCAUGUAAGUGUGUGUGUGCUUGCUUUGUCUCAUUUCAAAUCCAGUCAAAUCCUUGAACUGUGCUGAGCAAAGAGACUGAAUGUACUGCACAGUGAGUUUUUACUCCUCUGAUACUGUUAAGGUAACUGACUCACUGCUUACGCAUAUUCACGGUGCACUGUGACUAUAGAAAUUUUCUAAAAAUGAAUUUAUCCGUGUUGGACUUGAAGGAUGUGCUCCUUGGCAUGGUUAACAGUUUUUUUUUUUUCCCCCUGAGAAAGAUAAACUUCAGUUUUCAAUUUGCUUGUCAUGAUGCGGGGGUGGGGUGUUGUAUGAGACAUUGGAAGCAGAAUAAAAUGUAGUUAAAGGAUCGGCUUUGCUUCAGGUUAGCUGUAUGUGGAGGCCACAGGACUAAAUUAUUGAGCUAUGGUGUAGCAAUGCUGGGAGAUGGCGUUACUGAUACAACCCUGUUUCCAAAAAAACUGUGUAAAAUAUAAAUGAAAACAUUGUUUCUCAGAGAGCCUAGUCCAAAACUGAAAGAAAAACUAAAUGACAUAUCUUUCAUUGAGAAUGUUGUUUUUUUUUAGUGGAGGACUAGGCAUAAUGCAUGUCUGGGAAGCUUGAUUUAAAAUAGAACCAAAACAGCAUUUCAAAUGUUGAAAUGAUCUUUUUAUUCACGUGUUUAACGACAAACACAGUAAGGGUUUCUGACUCCAGCUUUCAAGGUGCACAGUGGACUCCAGGAGCAAUCGUAAUAUAAUAAACAACUUUAUUGCUAGCUUGUGACCUUUGGAGGGGUCAUUGUGCCAUUUUUAUGAGCUAAAGUUAAAAUGUCACAUUCCAGCAAUGAAGUUGCUCCAUAUACUUUAAAUGCAGCAUUUUGCAGAACUUUUUUUUUUUUUUUUUUGGAAACAGGGUUAUUAAAUCAUUCUCAUUUAAACUGUCAAAUUUGCCACCAAAAAUAAAUAAAUAAAAAAUAUGCCCUUAGUUGUGACACAAUGUGCCUCGCAAAACUGAAUUUUUGGAGGGUAUGAAUGACUUGACUUUUAAAGUGAGGUUGAAAAUGUACGCGUCAGAUUGUUUCAUGUCCUGUAACAGAAAGCAGCAAACAAAGCAGUUACCUCCAUCUUCAACAUGCUUUUGUCAUCAUGUUUCUUUUACAUGACUGUGGACUGUAUUCUGGCUCCAGCGACCACUAUCUGCAACGAGUGCUUUUGCUCUCCUGGAGAAUAAAUUGUUCGAUACUGUGUGGCACUAGUUCUUUG